Messenger RNA from Xenopus laevis (African clawed frog), 443 nucleotides. RefSeq names its product thymosin beta-10. The coding region runs from base 148 to 273 and encodes 41 amino acids. The transcript is spliced from 3 exons. NCBI's taxonomy places the organism in Eukaryota, Metazoa, Chordata, Amphibia, Anura, Pipidae. The record is from RefSeq and is a predicted model, not a curated record.
UGCCUGAUAUCCCACCAAUGAGAAGUCAUGACGUACUAAAGGGCUGGGUAUGGUAUAUAAGGGGGGUUCGGACCCUUCAGUCCAUUGUCUCGCUUAUCCCAGUGUUUAGAGGUCUGUUGGAGUGACGCGGCUCACAAGUUAUCCACCAUGGGGGACAGGCCAGAUCUUGGUGAGAUCGAUAAGUUUGAUAAAACCAAAUUGAAGAAAACUGAGACUCAAGAAAAGAAUACAUUACCAACAAAAGAGACAAUUGAACAAGAAAAAAAGAAUUAGGAGUCCACAAUUCAUGGGAAAUUUCUUGAUGUAAUGUUUGAUCUUGGAUCAAUCUACACUGUGAAAGGAAGCCACAGCAUUGGACCUUGGAAUGCCAAAAAUAAAGGGAAUGUGUGUAAACUUGUCUUCCCUCUUGUUAAUGUAUUUGAUUAAACAAAUUGUGCAAUAAA